Messenger RNA from Porites evermanni, 1176 nucleotides. The record is from the annotation of a GenBank genome assembly. NCBI's taxonomy places the organism in Eukaryota, Metazoa, Cnidaria, Anthozoa, Scleractinia, Poritidae.
AUGUCGUCCUCUGAUGAUUCAGCGGUAAGCUGCACCGAUUCAGAGUAUGAGAUGGAGGCAGAAAGUGAUCUCGAUCGCGAAGCAUCGCCACCGACAAGCGAUGACGAAGCGACCGCAUUUGCAGAUGACCCACUAGCGGACGCAGAGUGGACAGCUCAAUACGAACAGGAAAUAGAGAAGGAAAAGGAGCUGGAGCAAGAGUUAAUUAAGAGAUUACAGGGCGCUACACAAGUCAGUCAAUGGUAAGCAUUUGUUUCUAUGAAUCUUAUUUCUAUAAGCUUACAUAUUUGUGCAGUAUCAAACGCAGCCUUGACUCAUCAAUUUGCUCUGUUUAUGUUCUGUAGGUGCAAGUGUGGAAACUGCAGUGUCCUUUUGUUACAAAACAUCAGUGAAUGUUAUUGCUGUAGUGAACUCGAGGGCUGCCUGGAAUCGACGAAGACCGACCUCGUCCUUCUAGAUAUCGGGGCCGACGUUACCCUAAAGUGCGUUACGCAGCACCCAGGAUUCAAUCCCGUUUGUCUCCAGAAAUGGAGUCUGAGGUUGGCUGCAGGGAAAUUCAAGACGAAAAGCAAACAACAGUACAGACAGAAAGGAAGUGAGGAAAGGUUAGUUAAUGAUAGAAUUCAAGGCUAAAUCAUUAUGUAAGCUUCGGCGUAGGUUCUCAAAAACGUCUCGACUUCUGAUCAGUGAAACAAAAAUCAGAAUAGUAAUAACUUUGUCUGGUUACCUUGCGUUUCGGUGAUUGGUUAGGGAAGUUAGCGUUGAUUGCAUUUUCGGUUGUCUAAAUAUACUGCAUAUAUAUAGUAUUGCCUUUUUCCUCUGGUGACUCCCCACCCAAAACAAACGAACAUUCUCAAAGUUAUAUAUAUAUGACUUUGUCCAAGUAUUUUUCAGUUAAAUCUCCUUGUGCGACUACCUUAGCUACCAUGAGCAAAAUCUGAUCACAAUACUUUGCUUUCUGCUGUCUCUUUCAGCUUCCUACGAAGUGUUUCAUAUCGUGAGUUUUCAAGACUUGUGUAUGGGAUCUUGGGAAACAGAAGGAUUCCCUUGCCAGCAUGUGCAUACACUGCCAUAAGGCAACAAUUUCCAGUCAGUAAAGAUGAACGUUUUACAGGAUUCGACCUUGAUGAGGAAGAAAACCUGGACCUUGACGAGGAAGAAACCUUGGCCAUGUAG